AUGCCGCCAAUGCUCAAUAGCUCGAAGUAUCUUUUAUACUACGUCAAAAUCGGUAAAGUAGAUGAAAAGGCAACGCAGCUUCAUGCGAUCGCGUCACUCAAGGUACUGCUGGAAGCAACGAGGCCGACAGCGGGUGGAGCCGGUGCAGCUGCUGCGAAGCACACAGCUGCAGCCGCAACCCAGGGUCAGCAGGCCAAGGAGACGCCUCUAGACCUGCCGAACGGUGGCCUUGCUGGAGACGUCCAAUUAGAUGCUAUAGAAGAGAUAGGAGACCUGGAGGAAGACACGACUCCGCUGGAUAUGUCGUGGCCCUCAGGGUUCCGUAAGCGGCUGACGUAUGUGUUGGUCGCUCCGAUUGUCUUCCCAUUAUGGAUCACCCUCCCGGACACAAGAACUCCGAGAGGUAAAGGUCUGUUCCCUGUAACGUUUAUAGGGUCAAUAGUUUGGAUAGCGUUUUUCUCUUAUUUAAUGGUGUGGUGGGCCAACGUAGCGGGGUCGACAGCUCAGGUGCCACCGGAGGUGAUGGGGCUCACGCUUCUGGCCGCGGGGACUUCGGUGCCUGAUCUCAUAACGUCGGUCAUAGUGGCCAGGAAGGGCUUCGGGGACAUGGCGGUCUCAAGUUCUGUGGGCAGCAACAUCUUUGAUGUCACUGUUGGGCUGCCUCUCCCCUGGCUUCUGUAUGGCCUGAUCAACUCAGAGCCAGUCCUUGUGAACUCCAAGGGCAUGGUCUGCAGCAUAGUGCUGUUGUUCGCUAUGCUGAUCUUCGUCAUCCUCAGCAUAGCCUGCUUCAAGUGGAAGAUGAACAAGGGACUGGGAUUCACCAUGUUCCUAUUGUAUUUUGUCUUCGUUGCCGUCAGCCUUGGACUGGAGUACGACUACUUACAUUGUCCGAGUUAAUAAUCGUUUCUCCAUGAUGAGGCUCACUCAAGUGUUACACAACGUUUAAAAUUGAAAUUCGAAAGUGCAUUUAACUUUCUGUUCGUUCAUAGA
Bombyx mori (domestic silkworm) is the source of this 990-nucleotide messenger RNA. Its product is annotated as sodium/potassium/calcium exchanger Nckx30C. Gene Ontology annotation, molecular function: calcium, potassium:sodium antiporter activity; calcium channel activity. Gene Ontology annotation, cellular component: plasma membrane. Gene Ontology annotation, biological process: calcium ion transmembrane transport; intracellular calcium ion homeostasis. NCBI's taxonomy places the organism in Eukaryota, Metazoa, Arthropoda, Insecta, Lepidoptera, Bombycidae. The transcript is spliced from 5 exons. The record is from RefSeq and is a predicted model, not a curated record. The coding region runs from base 1 to 897 and encodes 298 amino acids.